This is a messenger RNA of Myzus persicae (green peach aphid), 1316 nucleotides long. Its product is annotated as ciliogenesis-associated TTC17-interacting protein-like. Lineage: Eukaryota; Metazoa; Arthropoda; Insecta; Hemiptera; Aphididae. The record is from RefSeq and is a predicted model, not a curated record.
AUUGAGGUAUGCUUAAUAUUCAUUAAUAUUGCAGGUAGCUUGAUUUGUUUAUGAAUGAAUUUCAGUAUCAAAUAAAAAAUGAUGUUACAUGUCAAAAAUAAACUACAAUAAAACAUAGAGACCAUUUUCGAAAUCAACAAAAUGUGUUGAAAUAUUUAAAUAAAUAAUAGAUACUUUAUUUUUAUUAUUGUUAUUAAAUAUUUUAAUAUCAGUGUUUAUUUAAUUUGAAGAAUUAUUAAAACAUCCUUCUAAGUAUGAAUAUUUAUGCAAUUCGUGCAAUUGGUUUAGCAACUUUUAUGAAAACUGAGAAACCAAUUUUAAAUUUAAAAAGUACAGAAGAUGUCUAUUCGUUAAUCGAUAUUGAUAACACAUCAAAAUUAUGCUUCAAUGAAAGAUUAAGUAUAGUGAACGAAAAAGAAGAAGAAUUAGGUGAAUUUGUUGGUAAAAUACGAAAAAGUGGUUCAAAUACUAAGCCUGAGUCUUUAAUGAUAAUUUUAAACUCAACUAGUAUUCACGAACAUGGUAAAGAAAUUGGAUUCAGUGUAAUAACAACCACCACAACUGAUUUUCUUUCUUACGAAGAAAAAUGGUCACAAUGGACCUCUAACAAAUCUAAUAUGACAUGUAAAACAGUUUUAAUUUCGAAUAAAAACAAUGAUGGAAGUAUACAAAUCUACACGGAUUUAAACAACAGUGAAUUAAUUGAUCAAACUAAAAACAUAAAUUUAAAAUACAUAAAAAAUUUGCUAACCGAAGGUAUGAACUAUGCUUUCCUCCGAUAUCUUGCAAUAAUGGGAUUUGAAGGUACCAUUAAUAAUAAAACAGCUAUCACCAUCAACGGAACAUUGUGUAAAACAAAAUACAUAUGUUCAUUAAAAGACAAUUACAAAAUUAAAAAAAUAGCAAUAUCAGUAGUAAUAAUAAAAAGGGUUAUAAAAUUAGAAAAAUCUUUGAAAACUCCAGUUAUACGAACGAUUACUGUUUUAACCCGUUUGGGUUAUAUAUUACAUCAUUCAUGGGGUAAAACGAUUAAUCAGAAAUUGGUGAUCAAUAAGUCAAUGCAAAUCACCAAAGAUGGUUUUGUUUAUAACGACACUAUGGCACAUCUAAAGAAUAAUAUGGAUCAAGAUAUUCGUUUCAAAUCGAUGUAUCUAAAUAAAAUUUCUGAAAUGAAAAUAAAGUACAAGACUUACAUAAAAAACAACAGGGAUGUGAAUGACAUGACCAUUGACUAUAUAAAAGCUGUGUUAAUAGCCAAGCCAGAUAAUGUGUUACAGUUUUCAAUUGAUUACUUUAAAGAGCUAAAUAAUUUUUAA